Thlaspi arvense is the source of this 663-nucleotide messenger RNA. NCBI's taxonomy places the organism in Eukaryota, Viridiplantae, Streptophyta, Magnoliopsida, Brassicales, Brassicaceae. The record is from the annotation of a GenBank genome assembly.
AUGGUUCAGUCAUCAACACAUGGAAGGAUCCAUGACUUCCUCUACACCCUCCGAGACCACCAAAACUGGGAUCACCAACACCACCUGAUGGCCCUAUCAAUAUGCUAUUCAAUAACACAAAUACAGGAUGGAAUGAAGAUAAGGAAUAUCCUCCUAUCUCAACAGAAACAUAUAUCAUGGCUAAGUAGUCUACGUUAUGCUCGAGAUGAUUAUAAUGAAUGGCAGGACACGGUAAAACAAGUUCAAGAGCAAGAAAGUUCGCAACCAAACACCCAUCAAGGUCCUCGACAGAUGGAUACUAACAAAGAAACAAGAUCGAAAAGUGGCUGGAUACUAAGUAAUACACAUGGAGAAUUUUACAAUGCUGCCCAAACACAAGGAGAUAGAGUUCAAACUCCCUUUGAGAGUGAGUUACAAGCUUUACUACUACAUAUGCAUCAAUGUCGAGACAAAGGGUAUAGAAAGGUUAUAUUUGAAAGAGAUUGUCAACGAGUUGUGACUGCAGUAACAAGAAAAAGUUUACACUUCAAGGCUCAUAAUUGGAACCGAGAUAUAAGAUGGUGGGCAAUGAUGAAGCCAAGUUCACAUGGACAACAAAAUAUUCGAACAAAGCGCUGCAGAUAUAUUGGCGAAGUCACCUUUACGAGAUGGAAUCACAUCUAA